CUGCUCCAAGGCGACAUCGUUUGGGUGUCUUGUCUUCAAACAAAGAUGGCGAAAAAGGCAAAAGGGUCUCACUCUGCUUCUUCUCCAUCGACCUCUGCCUCUUCCGGCAAACUAGUGUUGAGGAUUAAAUCAAACGAGGGAAUCAAGAGAUCAGUGCGGCAGACAAAUUCAAGAAAGAAACUCAUAGCAAAGCAAAAGAAGAAGAAACAGAAGAUUGAUGCCAAGAAACCAAAGAAACCUCCCACUGCUUUCUUCUACUUCUUGGAGGAUUUUCGUAAAGAAUUUCAAGAGCAGAAUCCAGAUGUAAAGUCAAUGCGUGAUAUUGGCAAGGCAUGUGGAGAGAAGUGGAAAACAAUGACUUAUGAGGAGAAGGUUCAAUACUAUGAUAUUGCAACAGAAAAGCGUGCAGAAUUUGAUAGAGCAGUUGCAGAAUUUAACAAGAAAAUGGAAAGUGGCGAGUUUGAAGAAUCUGACGAGGAAUCAGAGUUCGAAGAGUAAAGUCACGUUAUUUUUUCUAACUAUGCAAGGUUGGAUCUGUAUUAAUUGAAACUGCUUGGACUAACAAUUGUAUAUUCAGCUCUUAUUUGUCCUUGUUGAUAAUUAUCAUUUCUGUGCCAUGUGUAAAGUACAUUAGUUGUAUUUAGAUGUUUAAAUUUGCAGAUUUGGGCAUAUAUGUUGAGAUAGUGAAUGCUGCGUAAAGGUUCAAAAUACGCAUAAAAGUUGUCUCUGAUAGACUUGGUUUAUAUCUCAUGCACUGUGUCUCCAGACACAUAAUAUAUAACUUCUACGUUUUUGUCA
Molecule: messenger RNA, 798 nt
Organism: Cajanus cajan (pigeon pea)
Lineage: Eukaryota; Viridiplantae; Streptophyta; Magnoliopsida; Fabales; Fabaceae
Product: HMG-box (high mobility group) DNA-binding family protein
Source: RefSeq, a predicted model, not a curated record